UCGCCCGGUGUUUCUCUGGAGGGAAGCUGGGGAGGCAUUCGCGGCUUGGGAGACCAUUAUACUUAAAAAAAGAACUGGAUUUGGACAAAUUACAAAGUUGGACUAUCAGUUUGAGACCCUAGUGGAUGGCAAGAGAGGCUUCCUUACUGUCAGGAAAUACUGCGGGAAUCUUUUGCUGAACCUCUAAAACCGUCCCAUAAUGACGGAAAUUGUGGAGGAAUAUGAGGAAUUUGAGGAGGAGGAGGAGGAGGAGGAGAUUGUAGAAGAGAUUACGACGACGACUGUCUCUGAGCAAAAGACUCAGGUCUUUCAGUCUGGCUUGCCUACCAGGAAAGUUAGGAAGAAGGUCAAGGUGGAUACCUCCAAGUUCAUGACUCCAUACCUGGCCCACAGCCAGAAGAUGCUGGAGCAGUUCAGCCAUAACAAGUACCGGCAAGCUUAUGACAGGUCCAAAGGGAAUGCUCCUGCCAUCGUCACUGAUAGCCCUGAAAUGAUUCGGAUCAGGAAGGCCCAGGAGCAGCUGAGCGAGGUUAAAUACCGCAUGGAAGGAAACAAGGCUCGGACGACAAGCUUGUAUGAUGGUGAGGCCAAAGAGGUCAUCCACGUCAAGCGUGUAUCUGAACUGAUCAGCAAGGUUCUGUACAGACAGAAGUGGGACGAGACUAAGGACAGGUACCUGCUGCCUCCCGAUGCUCCUGAGCUGGUCCUGGCUGUGAAGAAUGCUGCUAACUACAGCAAAAAACUUUACACUGAGGCCUGGGAUGAAGAGAAGACCCUGUUCUACCCUUACAGCGACAGCCCUGAGCUGCGCAGGGUGGCCAAGGCACAGGAGGUCCUCAGUGAUGUUCGCUACAAGAAGGGUCAUGAUCAGCGCAAGGCCAAGUACACUUCUUUGGCUGAUCCUCCUGAAAUCGAGCUGGCCAAGAGAGUGGCCCAUCAGCGCAGUGAUCUGAAGUACAAGGAAGAUUACAAUAAAAAUGUGAAGGGUCAAUGGUGUGAGACGCCAUACUUCGACGUGGCCAUUGGCAGGAUGGCGAUGGACAACCUCAGCAAUAGAAAAUACACGCAACAGUAUGAGGAUAUGAAAGACCAAAUUUAUUUCAUGCAAACAGACACGCCUGUUUAUGGCACAAACAAGAAAGCUCGUACUGCUAUUAGUGAGGUCCAAUACAAGAAGGAAUAUGAGAAGAAUAAAGCGCAGGCUGACUACAACACGCUCCCCGCCACAGAGAAUCCUCUCCUCAGACAGCUCAGAUAUGCUGGCACAAUCCUCAGUGAUAAAGUAUAUAAGUCCAGCUAUGAAAAAUCCAGGGGUUCCAGCAUCAACUACUGUGACACACCCAAGUUUCAGAUGGACUCAGUACUUAAACAGUUCAGUGAUGCACGUUACAAAGAUAAGUAUGAAAACGAGGUGAAGGGCCACUACAUUGGCAGCUAUGAAGAUCUCUACAUGCUUCACUGCCAGAAAGUUGAGGAAAUGAAGAAGGAGCAAUUAUAUAAAGCUGAUUACGAAGACAUUAAAACAAGGUGCUUCUUCCCUCAAACAAUUACGCCUGAAUAUGAAGCUGUGAAGAAGCUUCAGCAGUGUAAAGAUAAAGCUUACCGGCAACAUCCAGACACAGUGAAAUUUACACAAGUGGUGGAUUCGCCAGUUCAGGUUCAAGCCGCCAUCAACGCCAAGCAGCUAAGUGACUUGAACUACAAAGCAAAGUACGAGGAAACAAAGUUCAAGAACAGUCUGCCCCCAGACUAUCCCUUCUUCAUCCAGUCCAGAGUAAACGCUUUUAACCUCAGUGAUAACUGUUACAAGUAUGAUUGGGAGAAAACUAAAGCGAAAAAGUUUGAGGUCAGAGGCGAUGCUAUCUCGAUCCUUGCUGCCCGUGCUCACACAAACAUUGCCAGUGAUGUUAAAUAUAAGAAAGAGUAUGAGAAGAAUAAAGGGCAGAUGGUUGGAGCUCUCAGCAUUAAUGACGAUCCAAAGAUCUUGCACUCUGUUCAUGUGGCCAAAAUACAGAGUAAUCGGGAAUAUAAAAAGAACUAUGAAAAGAUUAAGACCAAGUACCAUACACCACUGGAUAUGAUGUCAGUCACCUUGGCCAAGAAAUCCCAGGGGAUUGCCAGCAUGGCUGGGUAUAGGAGCGUCAGCACUAACUUCUUCCUUCCCCAUGACAGUGUGCUGUUGGACUUGGCCAAGAAAGCCAACAUCAUCCAGAGUGAUAAUGAGUACAAGUCCGACUACAACAACUAUACCAAGGGUUCCCCAUGGGUCCCCUUUGGCUCCUUGGAUGUGGAAAAGUGUAAGAAAGCUGGUGAGAUCCUCAGUGAGAAAAAAUACAGACAACACCCAGACAAGAUCCCCUUCACAUCGAUUGACGACCACCCCUACACACUGCAGGCCAAAGUCAACCAGCUUCAGAGGAGUGAUCUGUUCUACAAGAGAGGUCUGGAGGAGAUCCAUCAGAAGUACUCUCUGCCUCCUGAUGUGCCUGAGUUGCUCCAGGCCAAGUGCAAUGCAUACAACAUCAGCAAGAACUACUACAAACUUGCCUGGCAGGAGACAAUUGCUAAAGGUUAUGACCUGAAGCCUGAUGCUAUUCCUAUUAUCGCUGCCAAAGCUGCAAGACAUGCUGUCAGUAAUGUUCAGUAUAAAAAGGCUUAUGAGAAAGCCAGAGGCCACCAUGUUGGCUUCCGCAGCCUCCAGGACGAUCCUCUGCUGGUUCACUACAUGCAGGUGGCUAAGUUGCAGAGUGACAAGAACUACAAGAAGGACUACCACAAGGCCAAGCUGAAGUAUCACACCCCAGUAGACAUGAUGAGUCUGGCUCACGCCAAGCAUGCCUCAUCAGUGCAGACCUUUGCUGGCUACAAGCAGCACCACCAUAAUUACUUUCUUUUGCCUGACUCGAUGAGUCUGGGCCUGGCUCGCACCAUGAGCUUCAAUGCCAGUGAUGUUAACUAUAAACUGGAUUAUGAGUCCUCGGUCAAGGGAACUGGCUGGAUUCCCAUUGGUUCAUUGGAGGUGGAAAAAGCCAAGGCAGCAGCAGCAGCUCUGGAUGAGAAAAAAUACCGCCAGCACCCUGACACCAUCAAAUUCACUAGUGUCACUGACUCCAUGAACAUGGAGCUGGCCAAGGCCAAUGCCAAGAUCCUGAAUGUGAAAGAGUAUAAGGCCAGUGGAGAGAAGUUCAUGCACACUUACCAUCUCCCUGCUGAUGCCCCUGAACUGAUGCAAGCCAGAUACAAUGCUGUCAACAUCAGCCAGAAUUACUACACCUAUGCUCAUCGUAAAGAUCUGCUCAAAGGACAUCAUUUGAAGGAAGAUUCCAUUCCCAUUGUUGCAGCAAAAUCUUCCAGAGACAUUGCCAGUAAUUACAAGUAUAAACUGGCUUAUGAGAAGGCAAAGGGCCACCAUGUCGGCCAUCGCAGCCUCCAGGACGAUCCUCUGCUGGUUCACUACAUGCAGGUGGCUAAGAUGCAGAGCGAAAAGAACUACAAGAAGGACUACCACAAGGCCAAGCUGAAGUAUCACAGCCCAGUAGACAUGAUGAGCGUGGUCCACGCCAAGCAUGCCUCUGCUGCUCAGACCAUGGCUGGAUACAGGAAGAUCCCUCACAACUACUUUCUUCUGCCUGACAACAUGCACCUGCAGCGGUGUCGCAGCAUGAUGGAGAUUCAGAGUGAUAAUGUCUACAAGUCAGAUUACAGCAACUACUCUAAAGGCUUAGGGUGGGUCCCUAUUGGUUCUCUGGAUGUUGAGAAAGCCAAAACUGCUAGAGCCGCGCUGGCUGAAAUAGGCUACCGCCAGCAUCCCAGCACUCUCAAAUUCACAAGCAAGACUGAUGGCAUGAACAUGGCUCUGGCUCUGGCCAACACAAAGCAGCUGGACAACACUUCAUACAAAGCUUCUGGUGAGAAGUUCAUGCACACCUAUCAUCUGCCAGCUGACUGCCCUGAGUUCCUUCAAGCUAAAUUCAACGCACAGACCCUUAGCGAGAGUCACUACAAGCACAAGUGGCUAGAAGAUAUUGCCAAGGGAUACGACAUGAAGCCUGAUGCUAUUCCUAUUCUGCAUGCCAAGCAAGGCAGACACAUUGUCAGCAAUGUCCAAUACAAGAAAGCCUAUGAGAAAGCCAGAGGUCACCAUGUUGGCUUCCGCAGCCUCCAGGACGAUCCUCUGCUGGUUCACUACAUGGAGGUGGCUAAGAUGCAGAGUGACAAGAACUACAAGAAGGACUACCACAAGGCCAAGCUGAAGUAUCACACACCAGUGGACAUGAUGAGUGUGGUCCACGCCAAGCAGGCUUCUGCUGUUCAGACUUAUGCUGGUUACAGAAAGAUCCCUCACAACUACUUUCUUCUGCCUGAUAACUUAAACUUGCAGCGGUGUCGCAACAUGAAUGUCCAGUCAAGUGAAUGUGAUUACAAGUCUGAAUGGAACAACUAUGUCAGAGGUACUGGAUGGGUCCCAAUUGGCUCACUUGCAGUUGAGACCGCUAAAGUUGGUGGUGAGAUUCAGAGUGACAAGAAGUACCGCACUCAUCCAUCCAACUUUAAGUUCAGCAAGUUGAUGGACUCCAUGGACUUGGCUCUGGCUACUGCCAACAAUCAGAUCAUGAACAAGAAAGCAUACACUGCGGCUUGGGAGAAGGACAAACUGACGGUCCAUGUCAUGCCAGAUGCUCCUGAAAUUGUCCUGGCCAAGGCUAAUGCCAUCACCAUGAGCAAUAAACUUUACAAAGCUGGAGUUGUGGAGAUGGCCAAUAAGGGCUACAACCUCAAAGCAGACGCCAUCCCAAUUGUUGCUGCCAAGUCUGGUACCACUAUCGCCAGUAAUUACAAGUACAAGUUGGCAUAUGAGAAAGCCAGAGGUCACCAUGUUGGCUUCCGCAGCCUCCAGGACGAUCCUCUGCUGGUUCACUAUAUGGAGGUGGCUAAGUUGCAGAGUGACAAGAACUACAAGAAGGACUACCACAAGGCCAAGCUGAAGUAUCACACACCAGUGGACAUGAUGAGUGUGGUCCACGCCAAGCAUGCUUCUGCUGUUCAGACUUAUGCUGGUUACAGAAAGAUCCAGCACAAUUACUUUCUUCUCCCUGAUGCCAUGAACCUAGUGCUGGCUCGCACCAUGAACACCCAGUGUAGUGAUUGUGAUUACAAGUCUGAAUGGAACAACUAUGUCAGAGGUACUGGAUGGGUCCCAAUUGGCUCACUUGCAGUUGAGACCGCUAAAGUUGGUGGUGAGAUUCAGAGUGACAAGAAGUACCGCACUCAUCCAUCCAACUUUAAGUUCAGCAAGUUGAUGGACUCCAUGGACUUGGCUCUGGCUACUGCCAACAAUCAGAUCAUGAACAAGAAAGCAUACACUGCGGCUUGGGAGAAGGACAAACUGACAGUCCAUGUCAUGCCAGAUGCUCCUGAAAUUGUCCUGGCCAAGGCUAAUGCCCUCAACAUGAGCAAUAAACUUUACAAAGCCGGUGUUGUGCAGAUGGCCAAUAAGGGCUACCACCUCAAAGCAGACGCCAUCCCAAUUGUGGCUGCCAAGUCUGGUACCACUAUUGCCAGUAAUUACAAGUACAAGUUGGCAUAUGAGAAAGCCAGAGGCCACCAUGUUGGCUUCCGCAGCCUCCAGGACGAUCCUCUGCUGGUUCACUACAUGGAGGUGGCUAAGUUGCAGAGCGACAAGAACUACAAGAAGGACUACCACAAGGCCAAGCUGAAGUAUCACACCCCAGUAGACAUGAUGAGUGUGGUCCAUGCCAAGCAUGCCUCUGCUGUUCAGACUUAUGCUGGUUACAAGCAGAUUAACUCCAACUACACUGUGCUACCUGAUGCCAUGAACCUGCAACUAGCCCGUAACAUGCAGUUCAUUGCCAGUGAUAACCAGUACAAGAGUGAGUAUGAAAGCUUCACGAAAGGAAUAGGAUGGGUUCCUAUUGGAUCAUUGGAUGUUGAGAAAGCAAAAACAGCCGGACAGAUCCUGAGUGAGAGCCGAUACCGUCAACAUCCUAGCAACUUCAAAUUCACUAAGGACAUGCAUUCUAUGGAUCUGACACUGGCCACUGCCAACAACCAGAUAAUGGAUAAGCAAUCCUACAGCAAAGCCUGGGAGAAAGACAAGACUUCAAUCCACAUCAUGCCUGAUGCAAUGGACAUUGUUCUUGCCAGAGAGAACAAGAGGCACUACAGUGAGAAACUGUACAAACUGGACAAUGAACUGUCUAAGAAGAAAGGCUAUAAUCUUCGCGCUGAUGCCAUUGCAGUCCAGGCUGCCAAAGCCUCCGUUGCUAUUGCUAGUGAUUACAAGUACAAGGCAGGAUACCGUAAGCAGGUCGGCCACCACAUCGGUGCUCGCAGCAUCCAGGACGACCCUCUGCUCAUGCUGGCUCUGAACUCAGCCAAGAUUGCCAGUGAUGCUCUUUACAAGAAGGACUUCAACAAGUCCAAGACAAAGUUUAAUCUUCCAGUGGACAUGAUGGCGUUUGAACUGGCAAAGAAGAACCAGAUUCAGGUCAACCACGCCAACUACAUCACCCGCCUCCACAACUGGACUUGUCUGCCAGACUCCAGUGACGUUGUACAGGCCAGACAUGCAUAUAACAUACAGAGUGAUGCUGUUUACAAGGAAGAUCAGAGGAUGAUGCAGGGUAUUGGAUGGGUGCCUAUAGGUUCACUGGAUGUUGAGAAGGCAAAGAAAGCCGGUGAGAUCCUGAGUGAGAUGAAGUAUCGUCAGCACCCAAGCAACUACAAAUUCAAAAGCACCACUGAAGACAUGCCGAUGGCUUUGGCCAAGGCCAAUGCCCAGAUAGUGAACAAGAAAGCUUACACUCAAGCUUGGGAGAAAGACAAGACUACCAUUCAUAUCAUGCCUGAUGCCAUGGAUAUUCUCUUGGCCAAAGCAAACAAAGUCAUCUACAGUGAGAAACUGUACAAGCAGGCAAAUGAAGAGGCCAAGAAGAAGGGAUACGAUAUGCGAAAUGAUGCCAUUUCCAUUAUUGCAGCGAGGGCUUCCAGGGACAUUGCCAGUGAUUAUAAGUACAAGACAGGAUACCGUAAGCAGGUCGGCCACCACAUUGGUGCUCGCAGCGUCCAGGACGACCCUCUGCUCAUGCUGGCUCUGAACUCAGCCAAGAUUGCCAGUGAUGCUCUUUACAAGAAGGACUUCAACAAGUCCAAGACCAAAUUCAACCUUCCAGUGGACAUGAUGUCCUUUGAACUGGCCAAGAAGAACCAAAUUCAGGUCAACCACGCCAACUACAUCACCCGCCUCCACAACUGGACUUGUCUGCCAGACUCCAGUGAUGUCGUACAGGCCAGACAUGCAUAUGACAUACAGAGCGAUGCUGUUUACAAGGAAGAUCAGAGGAUGAUGCAGGGUAUUGGAUGGGUGCCUAUAGGUUCACUGGAUGUUGAGAAGGCAAAGAAAGCCGGUGAGAUCCUGAGUGAGAUGAAGUAUCGUCAGCACCCAAGCAACUACAAAUUCAAAAGCACCACUGAAGACAUGCCGAUGGUGCUGGCUAAGGCCAAUGCUCAGAUUAUGAACAAGAAUGCCUACGUUGAAGCUUGGCAGAAUGAAAAGACGAAGAUCCACAUCAUGCCUGAUGCUAUGGAUGUUCUUCUAGCCAAAGCAAACAAUGUCAAUUUCAGCUUGAAAAAGUACAAACAGGCAAAUGAAGAGGCCAAGAAGAAGGGCUACGAUAUGCGCAAUGAUGCCAUUUCCAUCAUCGCAGCCAGGGCCUCCAGAGACAUUGCCAGUGAUUACAAGUACAAGGCAGGAUACCGUAAGCAGGUCGGCCACCAUAUCGGUGCUCGCUGUGUCCAGGACGACCCUCUGCUCAUGCUGGCUCUGAACUCAGCCAAGAUUGCCAGUGAUGCUCUUUACAAGAAGGACUUCAACAAGUCCAAGACAAAGUUUAAUCUUCCAGUGGAUAUGAUGGCGUUUGAACUGGCCAAGAAGAAUCAGAUUCAGGUCAACCACGCCAACUACAUCACCCGUUUGCACAACUGGACUUGUCUGCCAGACUCUAGUGAUGUCGUACAGGCCAGACAUGCAUAUGACUUACAGAGCGAUGCUGUUUACAAGGAAGAUCAGAGGAUGAUGCAGGGUAUUGGAUGGGUGCCUAUAGGUUCACUGGAUGUUGAGAAGGCAAAGAAAGCCGGUGAGAUCCUGAGUGAGAUGAAGUAUCGUCAGCACCCAAGCAACUACAAAUUCAAAAGCACCACUGAAGACAUGCCGAUGGCUUUGGCCAAGGCCAAUGCCCAGAUUAUGAACAAGAAAGCAUACAUGGAUGCCUGGGAGAAGGAGAAGAUGAAGAUCCACAUCAUGCCUGAUUCUAUGGAUGUUCUUCUAGCCAAAGCAAACAAUGUCAACUACAGUUUGAAAAAGUACAAGCAGGCAAAUGAAGAUGCCAAGAAGAAGGGCUACGAUAUGCGCAAUGAUGCCAUUUCCAUUAUCGCAGCCAGGGCCUCCAGAGACAUUGCCAGUGAUUACAAGUACAAGACAGGAUACCGUAAGCAGGUCGGCCACCACAUCGGUGCUCGCUGCGUCCAGGACGACCCUCUGCUCAUGCUGGCUCUGAACUCAGCCAAGAUUGCCAGUGAUGCUCUUUACAAGAAGGACUUCAACAAGUCCAAGACAAAGUUUAAUCUUCCAGUGGACAUGAUGGCGUUUGAACUGGCAAAGAAGAACCAGAUUCAGGUCAACCACGCCAACUACAUCACCCGCCUCCACAACUGGACUUGUCUGCCAGACUCCAGUGAUGUUGUCCAGGCCAGACAUGCAUAUGACCUACAGAGUGAUGCUGUCUACAAAGCUGACCUGAAGUGGCUCCAGGGCUUGGGCUGGGUCCCCAUUGGCUCACUUGAUGUGGAGAAAGCCAAGAAGGCUGGAGAAGUCUUGAGUGAAAGGAAGUACCGCCAGCACCCCAGCACUGUUCCCUUCACCAGCACAACAGAUGCCAUGAAUAUUGUACUGGCAAAGAAUAAUGCUUUGACCAUGAACAAGCGUCUCUACACCGAAGCAUGGGAGAAGGACAAGACCAAACUGCACAUCAACCCUGACACUCCUGAGAUCAUCCUCUCUCAGCAGAAUGCUAUCAACAUGAGCAGGAAACAAUACAGACAAGGUUUUGAGGCCACCAUCCAGAAAGGCUAUUUCCUCCCUGGGGAUGCAAUCUCUGUCAAGUCUGCUAAGGCCUCCAGGGACAUCAUCAGUGAUUAUAAGUACAAGACGGGAUACCGCAAGCAGGUCGGCCACCAUAUCGGUGCUCGCUGCGUGCAAGACGACCCUCUGAUCAUGCUGGCUCUGAACUCAGCAAAGAUUGCCAGUGAUGCCCUGUACAAGAAGGACUUCAACAAAUCCAAGACCAAGUUCAACCUGCCAGUGGACAUGCUGAAUCUCGAGCUGGCAAAGAAAUGCCAGAUUCAAGUCAACCAUGCCAACUAUAUCACACGCCUGCACCAGUGGACAUGUCUGCCAGACUCCAAUGACGUUGUCCAGGCCAGAAAAGCCUAUGAUCUUCAGAGUGAUGCUGUGUACAAAGCUGACAUGGAUGAGGUCAUAGGGGUAGGAUGGGUCCCCAUUGGUUCACUUGAUGUGUUGAAGGCCAAGAAUGCUUCAAAUAUUCUCAGUGACCGUCUCUACAGGCAGAAACCAGACAAACUGAAAUAUAAAUCUGACAUGACUUCCAUUCCCAUGGUCUUAGCCAAAGCAAAUGCUGAAAUCAUUAACAAGAGAAACUACAUUGCUGCUUGGGAGGCUGACAAGGUUAAGAAUCAUGUGUCCCCUGACCUACCUGAGCUUUUGCUUUCUAAAGCUAAUGCUUACAACAUCAGUAAGAAACUAUACAGGGAAGAUGUUGAGAAGAUCUUCAGAAAGGGCUACAACCUUAAGCCUGAUGCUGUGUCUAUUGUUGCUGCCAAACGUGGAAGAGAGAUCAUCAGUGAUUACAAAUACAAGACUGGGUACCGUAAGCAGGUUGGUCACCACAUUGGAGCCCUUAGCGUCCAUGACGACCCUCUGAUCGUGCUGGCACUGAACUCCGCCAAGAUUGCCAGUGAUGCCCUGUACAAGAAAGACUUCAACAAGUCCAAGACCAAGUUCAAUCUGCCAGUCGACAUGCUGAAUCUUGAACUGGCCAAGAAAUGCCAGAUCCAAGUCAACGAUUUCAACUACAGAACUCAUCUGCACAACUGGACCUGCCUACCUGACUCCAAUGAUGUGGUCCAGGCCAGAAAAGUCUAUGACCUGCAGAGUGAUGCUGUGUACAAGGCUGACAUGGAAUGGAUCAGGGGAACAGGUUGGGUGCCAAUUGGUUCACUUGAUGUGGAGAAAGCCAAGAAAGCGGGAGAGAUCCUGUGCGACAGGAAGUACCGUCAGCAUCCCAGCAACUUCAAAUUUACUGCCAAGACAAGUGACAUGCCAUAUGCCCUUGCUAUGGCCAACGCCCAGAUCAUGGACAAGAAAGCAUAUAUUUCUGCCUGGGAGAAGGAUAAGACCAACCUUCACAUCAUGCCUGAUACACCAGAAAUCAUCCUGGCCAAGCAGAAUAAAUUAAACAACAGUCUGAAAUAUUAUCGUGAAGGCUAUAUGGACACCAUAAACAAAGGGUACUAUCUUCCCAAAGAUGCAAUUUCUGUUUUAUCAGCCAAGGCUUCCCGAGACAUCGUCAGUGAUUACAAAUACAAGGCUGGUUUCCGCAAGCAGUGUGGCCAUCACAUUGGUGCCCUUAGUGUUAAAGAUGACCCACUGAUUAUGUUGGCUGCUCAUGCAGCCAAGAUCUCCAGUGACAACAUCUAUAAGAAGGACUUCAACAAGACCAAGACAAAGUUCCAUCUGCCUGUAGACAUGCUGACAAUUGAACUUGCCAAGAAAUGCCAGCAGCAAGUGAAUGACUUUAACUACAGAACUCACUUACACCAGUGGACCUGCCUGCCAGACUCAAGUGAUGUGGUUCAGGCUAGAAAAGUGUACGACUUACAGAGCGAUGCCGUAUACAAAGCUGAUAUGGAGUGGCUGAGAGGAUGUGGCUGGUCACCACAGGACUCUGUGGACGUCAUCAAAGCUAGAAAUGCCCAGACUAUUCUCAAUGACAGGCUCUACCGCCAGCACCCAAGCACUGUGAAGUUUACCAGCGUUGUUGACCUCCCGGCUAUCGUCUUGUCCAAGCAAAACGCUGACAUCAUCAGUGAUAGGAAAUAUAGGGAAGUCUGGGAUAAAGACAAGCUCACCAUUCACAUGCCACCUAACGCCCCCACCUUUGAACUGUCCAAGGCCAAUGCUAUCAGCAUCAGCAAUAAACUGUACACAAAGGCAUGGGACGACCAGAAGGCCAAAGGCUACCAUAUCAAGGAGGAUGCUAUCUCUGUGCUAAAGGCUAGAGCUUCCAGAGAUAUCAUCAGUGACUAUAAGUACAAGACGGGAUACCGCAAGCAGGUCGGCCACCACAUCGGUGCUCGCUGCGUGCAAGACGACCCUCUGAUCAUGCUGGCUAUGAACUCAGCAAAGAUUGCCAGUGAUGCCCUGUACAAGAAGGACUUCAACAAGUCCAAGACCAAGUUCAACCUGCCAGUGGACAUGCUGAGUCUUGAGUUGGCCAAGAAAUGCCAGAUUCAAGUCAACCAUGCCAACUAUAUCACACGCCUGCACCAGUGGACUUGUCUGCCAGACUCCAAUGAUGUGGUCCAAGCCAGAAAGGCCUACGACCUGCAGAGUGAUGCUGUGUACAAAGCUGAUAUGGAGUGGAUACGUGGAUGUGGAUGGAUGCCACAUGAAUGUGUUGAUGUUAUUAAGGUGAAGAAUGCACAGAAGGCCCUGGCUGAGAGAGGCUACCGUGUCAAGUUGGAUGAGCAGAAAUUCACAGUUCCAGCUGACAGAGUCGACCUGGUCUGUGCCAAGAAUGCUGCUGAGGUCCUCAAUGAGGCCAAAUAUCGUGAGGCCUGGCACCAGGACAAAACCAAGUUCUCACUGGUGGACACUCCAGGUCUUGCCACAGCCAGAGAGGUGGCUAAGAACGUUCACCCGAAACUGUACACCAAAGAUUGGGAUAAGGUCAAAGCCACGGGCUACUUCAUGCCUGGAGAUGCUGUACCAAUCAAGCAGUGCAUCCAGACGUCGAAAGUGCAGAGUCAACACAAGUACCUUGAAGGAUACCGUAAGCAGGUCGGCCACCACAUCGGAGCCCUCAGUGUCAAUGACGACCCUCUGAUGAUGCUGGCUCUGAACUCAGCCAAGAUUGCCAGUGAUGCCCUGUACAAGAAAGACUUCAACAAGUCCAAGACCAAAUUCAACCUGCCAGUGGAUAUGUUGCAGUUUGAACUGGCCAAGAAAUGCCAGAUCCAAGUCAACGAUGACAACUACAGAACCCGCCUGCACCAGUGGACAUGUAUGCCAGACUCUAACGAUGUCAUCCAGGCCCGCAAAGCCUAUGAACUUCAAAGCGAUUUUGUGUAUAAGGCUGAUAUGGAAUGGAUUCGUGGCUGCGGCUGGAUGGCAGCUGACUCUGUUGACCACGUCAAGGUCAAGAAGGCCCAAGAGAUUCUCAACGAAAGGCUCUACAAGAAGAAUGCCAAGGAAUGCUUUGGAAAAUUCACCCUGAUUGUGGACCGCCCUGAAAUUGUCCUGGCUAAGAUAAAUGCUGCCAACCUCAGUGAUCUGAAGUACAAAGAGACCUUCAAUGCAGAAAAGGGUCAUUACAUUGGAUCAGAUGACACUCCUCAACUGGCCCACAGCAGGGAGGUGUCUAAGAACAUCAGUGAGAAACUCUACAAACAACAAUGGGAUGAGUCUAAGGCUACAGGCUACCAGCUGAACCAUGAAUAUAUCCCACUUCUCUCUGGCAAGAAGGGCAGGGAGAUCGCUAGUGAUGUCAAGUACAAGGAUUCCCAUGAGAAGGCCAAGGGUCACUACAUGGCUGGGACUCUAGUGGACUUCCCUGAGGUGAUGCGUUGUGGAGAGCAGGAGAAGAACAAGGCACUGAGGGUCUACCAGAAGGACUACCAUCUUACCAAGACCAAGACCCACAUCCCAUCUGACAUAAUCGCUAACCAGGUAGCUAAGCGGUGCCAGGACAUGCUGAGCGAUGUCCUCUACCGUACCUACCUGCACCAGUGGACUUGCCAUCCUGACCAGGAGGAUGCCAUUCGUGCCCGCAAGACCAAUGAGAUUCUCAGUGAUGUGUUCUACAAGGAUGACCUGAACUGGAUGAAGGGAAUUGGUUGCUAUGUCUGGGACACACCAGAGAUUGUUCGUGCCAAGAAGUCCUACGAGCUGCAGAGUGAUCUUAAAUACAGAGAUGAAGCCAAGAAAGAAUUCAACAAUUACUCCAUUGUGACAGACACCCCAGUUUAUGUGACUGCUGUCCUGGGUCACACCUGGGCCAGUGAUCUGAACUACAGGGAGGCUUAUCAUAAGGAGAAGCACCUGUAUACUACCGUUCUGGAUACCUACGACUAUGCCAGAUGCCACAACUUCAAGCACUUCUUCAGCAACAAAAACUACUCUGCUGCCUGGGACAAAAUCAAAGCCAAGAGCUACCAGAUUCCACAUGACUCACACGCCCUGAAACACGCCAAACAACAAAAGAUCAUUCUCAGCAGCGUGAAGUACAAGGAGGACUAUGAGAAGUUCAAAUCCCUCUACAGUCUGCCCAAGUCUCUUGAGGAUGAUCCUGGCACUGCUCGCUGUGUGAAAGCUGGAAAGCUGGUCCUAGAUCGUCUGUACAAGGCAGACUAUGAGAAGACCAAGGCCAAGAACCACAUCCCACCAGACAUGCUGGAGAUCCUUUCUGCCCGCAACACCCAGUCAACCGUCAGUGGUAUCCACUAUCGCAAGUAUUUGCAUCAGUGGAUAUGCCUCCCUGACAUGCAGGUCUAUGUCCAAGCCCGCAAAGUCAACGAGCAGCUCAGCGACAUCUUCUACAAGGAUGACCUGAACUGGCUAAAGGGUAUCGGCUGCUAUGCCUGGGACACCCCAGAGAUCAUCCGUGUCAAGCAUGCUGGUGAUCUUCAGAGUGAGAACAAGUACAGAGCCAAAGGUGUUGAAGCUUUCAAGGAGUAUUCUGUGGUAACAGAUACUCCAGUGUAUGAGACAGCUAAGCAGAAUGCUCAGAACCUGAGCGAUCUGCACUACCGCUAUGAUUACAACGCCAAUAUCAAGGGCACCAACACUGCUCCUGCUGUUACCAUUGAGACAGAAAGGGCACGCCUGGCUAACUACAUCCAGAGUGAUAACUGGUACAAGGAGGCAAACAAGGCCUCCAUGCCCACUGGUUACUCCCUGCCCCAUGACACCCCACUCAUCAAGCAGGUUAAGAUGAACAGCGUUGUCACCAGCAAUGUGAAGUACAAGGAGGCCUACGAGAUGAUGAAGGCUAAGGCCUACACUCUUCAUCCAGAGGGUGUCAACUUUGUCAAUGCAAGGAAUGCAAACAAGAUGAUCAACAAUCGUCUGUAUCGGGAACUCUACCAUAAGCAAAAGGACAAGAUCCACACAACCUACGACACCCCUGAUAUCAGACAAGUCAAGAUGAACCAGGAACACCUCAGCGACUUGUGCUACAGAGAGAAGUACUACAACAGCAGAGGCCAGCUGAUCUCUAUGCCCAUGACGCCCCAGCUAUUGCACUGCUACCACGUCAAUCAGAUCACCAGCGAUCUUAAAUACAAAGAGGAUCUGAUGUGGCUGAGAGGCCUUGGCUGCUUCUUGUAUGACACUCCAGAGAUGGUCCACGUCCGCAACAUCACCAAAUUCAGGGUGAGCUAUCCAGUGGAUGCUAAGAAGAACCUUGCCAACUUCUCCGUGGUCCUGGACACACCAGAGUAUAAGCGUGUAACUGAACUUAAGAGCCACAUGAGCAACAUGAUCUACAAAGCCCAGAGCAAGCAGGAAAUGUCUAAGGUCACCACCACUUUGGACUCUGUGGACAUCCAGAGAGUCAAAUGGGCCCAGCAGCUGACUAACAAAUACAAGUACACCGAUUUGGCUGCUAGGGAGAGAGCUCAUUUCACUCCAGAAUUGAAUACUCCAAACAUGGGCCAUGUUAGAAAAAUGAAAGUGGUCUGCAGUGAUAACAAAUACAAGGAGCAGUAUGAGAAGAUGAAGCACAGAUACACUGCCAUUGCUGAUACACCUCAUCUUAUCCGGGCCAAGAAAUCCUACCUCCAGUCCAGCGAUCUGCGUUACAAAGAGACAUUUGAGCUCGCCAAGGGCCACUACCACACAGUCAAGGACGCUCUGGACAUAAUCCACCACCGCAAAGUCACUGACGACAUCAGUGAGGUUAAAUACAGGGAGAAGUACAUUAACUCUCUGGGCACAUGGAAGUCCAUCCCCGACCGUCCUGAGUUCUUCUUCAGCAGAAUUGCUAAUGAGAACGUCAGCAGCGUCAAAUACAAGGAGGACAUGGAGUGGCUGAAGGGUAUUGGCUGCUUUGUGUGGGACACACCUGAGCUGGUUCAGGCUGAGAAGAACAAGACGCUGUAUAGUGAGAGACUGUACAAAGCCUCCUAUGAGAAGAACAGAGGCAACUUCAAAUAUACCUCUGACACUCCGUUCUUCCAGGCUGCCAAGAAUGCCUCUAUUCUCAUCAAUGACGCAAUGUAUAAAUCCAGAGCAAAGGAUCUGCUAAAGAGUGGCUGCACUGAGCUACUCCGCCCUGACAUCCUCACAGCCCUUUACCAGUCCACUAUGAGCAGUAAGUGGAAGUACAGGGAGCAGUAUGAACGUGCCAAGGACAAGUUCACCUCUAUUCUGGAGACUCCUGAGUAUGAGGCCCACAGACGCAGCAAGAAAAUCAGCGAUAUCAUCUACAGGAUGGAGUACAACAAGACCAAGGCCAAGGGAUACACCUUGCCUUAUGACACUCCAUACCAACAGCACAUGAAGAAGGUCAAGGACAUUACCAGCAAUCUAAAGUACAAAGAAGUGUAUGAGAAGAGCAAGGCCCAGAUUAACAUGGACCCCGAGGCUCAUGAGAUUCGUGCUGCCAAGGAGGCCUACAAGAACAUCAGCAAUCUUGACUACAAGAAGAAAUAUGAAGCCACCAAGAACAAGUGGAUCUGGACAACAGACAGACCCGACUUUGUCAAUGCUGCCAAGAACUCCUUGCAACAGAGUGAUAUUGAGUACAAGUAUGACAAAGAGAUGAUGAAGGGCUGUGUGAUACCUGUGGUUGAUGACAAGUUAACCCUCCUGGCUAUGAAAAAUGCGGAAAUGGCGAGCACUGUGAAGUACAAAGAGAAGUAUGAAAAGGAAAAGGGCCACUAUGUGCCGGUCCAGGACACUCCUCAAAUCCUCCAUGCCAAGGCUGUGCGCACUCUGGCAUCAGAGAGCAAAUACAAGGAGGCCAGUAAGAAGGACAUGCAGUCUGGCUCAUUCACUACCCUGUCUGAGACUCGUGACACUGCUCACAGCAAGGAGAUCAACAAGCUUGUCAGCGGGAAAUUGUACAAAGCUAAGUUUGAGAAGGAAAAGGGCAAGUCAGUGUAUAACAACAUGAUUGUUCCACCUGAUGUUCAGCAUGCCAUGUCAGUGGCCAAGUGUCAGAGCAAUAUUUCCUACAAGAAGGAUGCCAAAGCCAACCUUCACUACACCAGUGUAGUCGACCGUCCUGACAUACAGAAGGCUACCCAGGCUGCCAGACUUAUCAGUGAGAUCGGCUACCGUGACAAGGCCCGUGAGGAGGCAAGCCGUGGAGGUUCUCUGGCCUACCGCCCAGACAUCACUCUGGCCACUGAGGUGUCCAAGCUGACCAGCCAGGUGGAGGCCAAGCCCUCCCUCCAUGGAGCAGCUUCCUAUGAUACCCCCCAGAUGCGCCACAUUAAGAAAAUGAGUGCUGUGACUAGUGAUCUGAAGUACAAGGAGAAGUUUGACAAGGAGAUGAAAGGAAAGAAACCACAAUAUGACCUGAAGGAGAGUAAGAUUUACCAGACUUUGAAGGAUGCCAGUGUGCUGGCUAGUGAGGUUAAGUACAAGGGUGACCUGAAGAAGAUCCACAAGCCUGUGACUGACAUGGCUGAGUCUUUGUCCAUGCAGCACAACCUGAGCACCAGCAAACUGUCUAGCAAUGUGAAAUACAAGGAGAAGUAUGAGAAGGAGAAGGGCAAGGCUAUGCUGGACUUCGAGACACCCACAUAUGUGACUGCUAAGGAGGCCCAGCACAUGCAGAGCCAGAAAGACUAUAAGAAGGACUUUGAGGACCACAUGAGGGGCAAGAACCUCUCAGGCUUGGAGGUCACCCCUGCCAUGAUACAUGUCAGACACGCCACCAAAAUAGCCAGUGAGAGAGAGUACAGGAGGGAUCUAGAAGAGGGAGUGAAGGGUAAAGGGCUAACUGUACUGGAGGAAACUCCGGAGCUUUUGAGAGCAAGGAAUGCCACUCAAAUCCUGUGUGAGAGAGAGUACAAGAAGUCGCUGGAGCAGGAGAUCAAGGGCAAGGGAAUGUUGGCUUUGGCUACAGACACCCCCGACUUCAUGAGGGCCAGGAAUGCUACUGACAUCCUCAGUCAGACUAAGUACAAGCAUACCGCCGAGAUGGACAGGGCCAGCUACACAACUGUCAUCGACACCCCAGACAUCAUCCAUGCUCAGCAGAUGAGGAACAUUGUCAGCCAGAAAAAGUACAGAGAGGAGGCUGAGAAGACCAUGUCUCACUAUGUACCUGUCCUGGACACUCCAGAGAUGCAGAGAGUCCGUGAGAACCAAAAGAACUUCAGCACUCUUCAAUACCAGAUUGACCUUAAAAACAUAAAGGGCAAAGUGUCUUCUGUACAGGACACUCCUGAAAUGCUUCGUGUUAAAGAGAAUACAAAGAAUUUCAGCUUGAUUCAGUACAAAGAGGAUUUGGGAGGAGGAACAGCUUUGCCCAAGACCCCAGAGAUGGAGAGAGUUAAACGCAAUCAGCAGAACAUUAGCACGAUACAGUACAAGGAUUCUGUGGGUCAAGGCACAGCCAUACCAGAUCUCCCUGAGGUGAAGCGGGUCCGUGAAACCCAGAAGAAUAUCAGCUUGCUUCAAUACAAAGCAGAAGUGGGACAAGGCACGUCAGUAUCAGAGACCCCAGAGAUGGAGAGAGUUAAACGCAAUCAGCAGAACAUUAGCACGAUACAGUACAAGGAUUCUGUGGGUCAAGGCACAGCCAUACCAGAUCUCCCUGAGGUGAAGCGGGUCCGUGAAACCCAGAAGAAUAUCAGCUUGCUUCAAUACAAAGCAGAAGUGGGACAAGGCACGUCAGUAUCAGAGACCCCAGAGAUGGAGAGAGUUAAACGCAAUCAGCACAAUAUUAGCACGAUAAAAUACAAGGACUCUUUGGGUCGAGGCACAGCUAUACCGGACCUCCCUGAAGUAAAGCGGGUGAAACAAACCCAGAAGCACAUCAGCUCGGUGUUGUAUAAAGACAGUUCAGCCAAGGGAACUCCUGUGGUGUUCACUCCAGAAAUGGAGCGAGUCAAAAGGAACCAAGAAAACAUUAGCUCGGUGCUGUACUCUGACAGUUUCCGUAAACAGGUUCAGGGCAAGGCCGCCUUCGUUCUGGACACACCUGAGAUGAGGCGAGUCAGGGAGACCCAGCGCAUCAUUUCUGGAGUGAGAUAUCAUGAGGACUUUGAGAAGAGCAAGGGCAGCUUCACUCCCACCACCUCUGACCCGGUGACAGAGCGCGUGAAGAAGAACACCCAGGACUUUAGUGACAUUAACUACCGUGGCAUCCAGAGACGUGUGGUGGAGAUGGAGAGAAGACGUGCCAUUGAGCAUGACCAGGAGACCAUCACUGAUCUGCGUGUGUGGCGCACAAACCCCGGCUCUGUGUUUGACUACGACCCUGCUGAGGACAACAUCCAGUCGAGGAGUCUGCACAUGAUGUCAGUGCAAGCUCAGCGUCGCAGCAAGGAGCACUCCCGCUCCACCAGCGCUUUGAGUGGCAUGGCUGAUGAAAAGUCUGAAGUGUCCCAGGACGCUGACCCCCACAUGUCUCUCUAUAGCAACGGCUUCAUGGCCUCCUCUGUUGGCUACCAGCAUGCUAAGACGGUGGAGGUACAGCAGAGGUCAUCAUCAGUAGCCACCCAGCAGACCACAGUCUCCUCCGUCCCCUCACACCCCUCUACCACCGGGAAAACUGUGCGUGCCAUGUAUGACUACGCUGCAGCCGACAGCGACGAGGUGUCCUUCAAGGACGGCGACGUCAUCGUUAACGUGCAGUCCAUUGACGAGGGAUGGAUGUACGGCACCGUGCAGCGCACCGGCAAGACCGGCAUGCUGCCAGCCAACUACGUUGAAGCAGUUUAAAGCCCGCCCAUCGUCCCUCCGGAAUGGGCGAGACACAUCCACAGGGCAAACUGAUUGGUCUUCCUGUGAUCACAAAUGUGGCUUAGUGCAAUGUGUAUCUUUUAGUUUCUUGUAGCUCUGUAACUUUAUUUUAAUUGUGUUGUAAUUCUCGUUAGUAAGUCUGUUAUCAUUCAUAUGCUGCUGCCCCUGUUGCCUGUGGAUGUGACAUAAGCAUCUUAACAUAACACAUAUAAAUAUUUCUGAUUAUACAUACUAUGGCUACUAUGAAUGACAGACUAUUUUAGGUUGUUUAAAGAAAAGCAAGACUAACUAACAUACGUUCUGUCCCACUAUUUUGUAAAGUUCACAAAAUAUGUAUGAUUAUAUUAAAAACAAUUGUCCGAGUUAUACUGAGAGAGGAUUUUCUCAUAAAAGCAAUGAGCUCAAAUAGUUCCAGUUAUGCCUUUAAUGGAAAUUCUAUGGAGAGCAAAAGGGAAAUUAUUAAAAUAAUGAAACUUAUAAGGAGUCAGUUACCAUCUACCUCCUCUAUGAAUAAGCCACUCCUGCAGAGUUGUAUGAGACAAGCCUCAGUCUUCCCUCCUUUAUACUGAAGGCUGGCCACUAGUAGAAUGUGUGACUUGUUUCUUCCGAUUAUUUAGGUCCAGGUAAGGCACGUCCUCUACCUUUAAUCAGUAGCUAAUAAAGCACACCAAGCUCCUGCAGCA
Messenger RNA from Micropterus salmoides (largemouth bass), 19980 nucleotides. It is a transcript of the gene neb, whose product is annotated as nebulin. The record is from RefSeq and is a predicted model, not a curated record. Gene Ontology annotation, cellular component: Z disc. The coding region runs from base 200 to 19276 and encodes 6358 amino acids. NCBI's taxonomy places the organism in Eukaryota, Metazoa, Chordata, Actinopteri, Centrarchiformes, Centrarchidae. Gene Ontology annotation, molecular function: actin filament binding. The transcript is spliced from 141 exons. Gene Ontology annotation, biological process: cardiac muscle thin filament assembly.